This is a messenger RNA of Salvelinus fontinalis (brook trout), 2806 nucleotides long. RefSeq names its product leucine rich adaptor protein 1-like. NCBI's taxonomy places the organism in Eukaryota, Metazoa, Chordata, Actinopteri, Salmoniformes, Salmonidae. The record is from RefSeq and is a predicted model, not a curated record. The transcript has 2 exons. Bases 528 to 1136 code for a protein of 202 amino acids. Gene Ontology annotation, biological process: positive regulation of canonical NF-kappaB signal transduction.
GGUCAUAAGCUCCAUAUGGGUGUCUCUGUGGCUGUUAUCCAACUGUGCUGUUCGACUAUUGUUUCAGUGGACACGACUGACACCGGCGGACGGGACUUCAAAACUACAAUUUUCACGGAUGAGUGUAGUGGCUUUGCAGUAGUCAUAAUAACGGGAUAUGUAUCUAUUUUGUUGUGGAUUGCACUCUAUAUUUUGAAUUGGUGAGAAUAAUCGGAUGGGGCAACUUUGUUUUUAAAUUACUUUUCUCUGCAACUGUGAGCCUAUAUAUAACGUUAGCAGUCGCUUUCAACCUCGGAUCUCAGACCAUCCUAAAACAUUCAUAGACGCUUACGGAUAAGAAGGGUUUUCGAAAGCUUAAGACCAUCAAGGCUAUGACCUUUUAUUUUCUUUGGACGUGAAGUCAGCGCGAGUCCUCGAGCCAAGGAACCCUAUAAUUUGCUCUCUGGGUUGUUCCUAUUGCACAUUUUGAAAAACGUAGCAUAUAUAUAUUUUUCGUUUUAUAGGCCUAGUCUUACUGUAAUUAUAUAAUGGACGGGGAACACGUCUUACGCGAUUUUAAAGAUAUUGAGACAAAGUUGGGUCGCAAAGUUCCUGAAAGUCUCAUUCGUUCCCUUGCAGGAGGAAAUAAUCAUCACGACAAACAUGAGGAUACAAAACCGGCGACACCGAAAAACCAGUCGAACUCUGCUGAUUUGAAACGACUGGAGAGCAAGAUGUUAUUUUUGAGACAGGAAAUGGCCCAACUCCGUGCCAUCGAUGUCAAGCUGAUGCAGCAGCUAAUGUCCAUCAACGACGGCAUCGAAUCCAUCCAAUGGGUGAUGGAUGACAAGGAGGGCCUUGCCAGUCGUGAAAGCAGCCUGACAGGCAGCCUGUACAGCCUAUUGGACAGCCAGGAUGACACCUCUUCACGCGGCAGCUUCACCAGUCUGCACGACGGACACAGCGAUGGAUUGGACGGGAUAUCCGUGGGCAGCUAUCUGGAUACGUUGGAUGAGUUAGCCGAAGACCUUUCGGAACACACUUCCUUGACGGACCUUGAUCUUUUCUCUGAUAAACCUGUUAUAGAGGACGAGACUUUCAGCAAGCCAACAAUGCGACUCAGAGUGGACUCCGAUGAGUACUACUGCUUUGGAUAGCGCUGCGUGGCUAUGAGGCUAAUACAAACGCAGACAAAGACCAGAGGGUUAUUUUUACCUAGUAUUGUCAAGAUUUCAAAUUCAUAUCAAAUAUAGUUGGCAUGGUAACUUUGGUAACAUUUUUAAAUUAUGAACUAGGACAUCAACUGGUUGAAAUUUGAGUAGUUUUGAGUAAUGUUUCAUAAGGUGGCUUGUUCAUUGAGUUUACUGUGUGAAAUAUAGAACAUGGAUUUGUUCCCUUGAUGACCUACAUUCUUUUCCUGCUGCUAAGUGUUUACAUUUACAUUUAAGUCAUUUAGCUGACGCUCUUAUCCAGAGCGACUUACAAUUUGGAAAGUUCAUACAUAUUCAUCCUGGUCCCCCCGUGGGGAGUGUGUUCUACAGUGAUGUCACAGUGACAUUUAAGUGGUUUUACAAAGGGCAACUAUUCACAGUUGUGCUAUUUUGUAUCUUGAAACCAAAUUCCUUUUUGUCUAAUGCAUGUACACCUUAGCUACUUGUCCCUUCACCAGAACAAGUAAGGAUGAGCUUUAAACAUAAUUAGGGAUUGAAUUGUUGUACUGAUAGAAGGUUAUAGGUGCAAUUUGUAAGUUAUCUGCCCCAACAAGAGGAACUACAACCACAAUCAACCUAAAACAAAUACAAAAUAAUGCUAAGUAGUGCACCCUCUUCCUCCUCAUUCUUUGUGGUUGCUUGCAGUGCUCUCCAGGAGCGUUGGAGUCCACUUUUUUUUUUACAGAAAAUUGAACUUACGAAUUGCACCUUUUUAAUAAUAAUGUUGCUGUUUGCUUUAUUUUUAUUGACACAGCUCACUUGGCAAAAUUUUCAUUCAGUGCACACUGACUGUACUCAAAAGAAUCUGAUACCUUAGUGUCUUGUUUCCCUUUUCACUUAGAUACCAUGUCUUUGUUUAGCCAUUCAUCCAUCAGAACUAAGGUAAUGUAGUAUAUAAGGAAUUAGUGGUAAUUUGGAGCAUUAGCGGUUCCAUGCUGAGACAUCAGCUGGAGUGGUUUAGUGGGGCAAAAAUACAACAUUUCCUUCAGCAUCCAAGUGCAAUUUGCUACCAUGCCAAAUCCUUUGCAUCACUAUAUUUCAGCACCUCCACAACAUAUGGAAGCACAUAGCUAUCAAAACGUGUAUGUGACCAAUACAAUUUGAUUUGAUUUUGAUUUGAAAUUUUAAAAAUGAUUUUGACAGCUAUGUGCUUACAUGUUAAUCAUUGGACAGGUACUUUGCUCUUUCUUACUUUUUUUAUUUAGACAGAUUGCAGUCAACAUUGCCAUGCCCAGGUCAACAAUUUUAUUUUUGUUUUGUUUUACCACAAGAGAUUAAUUGCAAACAAGUUCCAAAGUGGAAAUCUUGAAGUUCACAGCACUUACUUAGUUGAAUUACUACAUGGUAUUUUUUGGUUACGUUUAAUAAAUAAACAUUUUGAGCUAGUCAACACUUUAAUGAAUGGUAACUGACAAAGUUAAGUACAAAAGUAAGGCCAUUAAUUUCUGUACAAAAUGAUUUUGCUUUAAAUUCCACUUUCUGUGUCUAUUCACAUUACCUGUGUGUGUUGUGCCCUUCAUGUUGCCUACUUUUUAACAUUGUAACUUAUUGUUUUUAUUGGUGUUGUUCAAAAGCCUGUUGGGGAAAAUAAUAUAUUGUGAUUUUCUUCUUUCUCA